GCAGCCUCCAUAGAAGGAAGGCAUGUCAACAUUAGGAUUUGACACUUCUACUUUGCAUGUUUCUGUUACGCAACUAAUGGACCUUCAGAUGAAAUCGGACAUAUUCGGAGAUUUUCGGGAGUCUGUCGUCGAUAUUAUUAAGCCACAACUGCCCCACUCAUCACAGCCAACACCUUCAUCAUGCCCAGUGAGGAAAAAGCACCACAACAGGCCCGCCAGAGGAAAAAGAGCAAAAAGUCCCGCUCCAAGCGGAAGAUUACUGGUGGGAGUCCCAGUGCCUGCUUAGGAGACACCAUCGAAGGACAAGAUGACCUUAUCCUACCCCCUGUCCUCCAGCCACCUCCUAAAAAGCCAGUGGAGGAGAGGCCGAAAUUGUCAGCGGCUAAAGUGGAGGAGGAGUCAUCUAUAUCUAUCUGUCUACAGGUGCUAUUCCCCUACCUGCUGGCUGGGAUGGGCAUGGUGAUGGCCGGCAUGGUGCUGGAUGACGUACAGCACUGGGAGGUGUUUAAGGUGAUCACAGAGGUGUUCAUCCUGGUGCCUGCGCUGGUUGGACUGAAAGGAAACCUGGAGAUGACCCUGGCUGCUCGACUCUCCACUGCUGCCAACACGGGCCAAAUGGACGACCCUGACAAACAGUGGACCAUGGUGUGCAGCAAUCUGGCUCUUAUACAGGUUCAAGCCACAGUUGUGGGCUUCCUGGCUGCAGUGGCAGCGGUGUGUUUAGGGGCUAUUUCCAGAGGGGGGGUUGAACUGGACCAGGCAGCUGUUCUGUGUGCCAGCAGCAUCACCACGGCCUUUGUAGCUGCUCUCUCUUUAGGUCUGGUGAUGAUUGGAGUGAUUAUCGGGUCCAGGAAGGUGGGGAUCAACCCCGACAACGUGGCCACCCCUAUCGCUGCCAGCCUGGGUGAUUUGAUCACCCUGUCCCUGCUGGCCGGGGUCAGCAGCACGCUCUAUGAAUACAUAGAUGUAUGGUACCUGUCCCCUGCGGUGUGUCUGGUCUUCCUGGCUCUUAUCCCACUGUGGGUGGUGGUGGCCCGACAGAGCCCUCAAAUCAAGGAGGUUCUUCGCUCAGGCUGGCAGCCUGUUAUAGUAGCCAUGUCCAUUAGCAGUUUUGGAGGUCUUAUACUGGACAAGACAGUGAGUGAUCCCAACUUCGAGGGCAUGGCUGUCUUUACACCCGUCAUUAACGGAGUGGGUGGGAACUUGGUGGCCAUCCAGGCCAGCAGGAUCUCAACCUACCUGCAUUUCUGGAGCAUCCCAGGGGUGCUGCCCUAUAAGAUGAGGCAGCACUGGCCUAAUCCCUGCAUCACCUUCUUUUCCUCAGGGGUGAACUCAAAGUCAGCACGGGUGCUGCUGAUGCUGGUCGUCCCCGGUCAUCUGGUCUUCCUCUACGCCAUCUCUCUGCUGCAGGGAGAGGAGGCGCCUAUCACUGUAGCCUUCACCAUCUGCUACCUGUGUGCUGCUGUGAUACAGGUGGCUAUCCUCCUUUACGUGGCCGACCUAAUCGUCCGUUCAAUGUGGCGACGGAGUCUGGACCCUGACAACUUCUCCAUUCCCUACCUGACAGCUCUGGGGGACCUGCUGGGCACUGGCUUCCUGGCCCUCUGCUUCCGUUGCGUUGCACUGGUUGGAAGCCUGGGUCUCUGAGUUUUCCCCACCCCCUCUUUUGCCUCUGAACUCUUAGCCAGCCACUGUCUUGUUGCACCCAUUUUGAUACAUUUACACAGAGAUGCUUUUGAUUGGACAAUAAGGCAUUUUCUGAUCUUUUAUCACUUGGCCAGUUCAUACAGCACACCUGAUACAUUUACACCUAUCCAUCUGUGAGAAAAAAAGAACUCACAGUAUUCAGAUGUUUUAAGAUUUCUGUUCCUCAGUGCAACUAUUUUGAACUUAAGUUUAAUAUCAUUCCUCUUCAUCUCUGUCUGUCUUUUGGUUUUUUCCUGCACUAACUAAAUUUGAAGUUGGAGGCUGUGUGUUCACCCUGUCUCUCAAAUCAUUUCUUUGGCUUCAUCAGAGGAAUAUGUAGCAAAUUAACAUCAUAGCAGCAAGACAACAUAACAGCAUAUCAACUGUGUAGUCCAGUAGAAACUUUUGUUCAAUGGCCUUGACUGUGAAAAAUUGGUCUGUUUGUGGACAUUUGUUUGAACAGACUGUACUAUGCAUUAAUGCUAGAGGUGUUGGAGGUCUAUAUGUGUCAUACUCUAACUGGAAUCAUUACUUAUUUAGAUAAAUUAUACAAAUCAGGUUCAGUACUUGUAACACAGAGGAAUGUUUUAACAUCACAUGAAAAAACUGUAUUACUGUUAUUACCCAUAUAAUGUAAUGUAUUGAGUCUGGUAAUCUAAAAGCUCCCCGUUUUCUGCAAAUUCAGUCAGUCAGACAGAAUAGGUUAAUUGAUACAUUUUAUGGACACAGGCAAAUGGCAUGGUUGCACAGUGGAAACAGUUGGAUUAGGAGGAUAACACUACCAGUAAUGAUCAGUAUCAGUGAGGUUGGGGUUUGUGUAAAUCACGAACAAUGGAAAUCCCUUCUGUUCUGACAGUUUUCAUGAUACAGACAUCAGUGCAGAGCAUCUGUUGGUAUAUUUCACAUAAGAAAAACAUGACAGGAGAUAACAUAUUUAGCAGCCUGUUUGUUGGAGAUCCAUUAACCAGUGUUUCAGUGAAAUCAAUUGAGGAGCCAAACGUAAUGGACCGUAAUGACUGUAGGAGGGAGGUGUAGUCAUCAGCAAGUUCUUGACUUGACGUCUGUAAAUGAUGAAUUUUAGUCCAGAAUCUCUACUCGUCACACACUGUGGCACAGAGUGGAAUAAAAUCUAAACUGUGAGGUUUAAUGUACGAUCUGGCCUAGACUGUUCAUAAAACAGCCACAGUGCACAAAUCCAUGCAACCCCUGACUGCUAUUCCUUCUCCUGCUCUUUUCCUUCCACUACAGAGGAGUCAAAUUAACAGCAAGUCAACAAAACACCCCAAAAGGACACGUGGGAGAACCUGUGCCCAGCGAAAAUACCACAAAAUGAGCCCAGUGUCUCCAUAUUAUUCAGUUUGCAGAUGAUAUCAUGCUGUUUGUUGUUCUUACAGUAGAUAUACACAUGGCAAUUAAACUGACACUGAGCAAUAUUUUUUUCUAAAUCCUGCACCUUACAGGAAUGUGUUCAAUAAGCCCAAGUCAUGUUCCAGUGCACUUUGAUGUUCUGCAAAAUAUGUCUACACCUUUCACAAAGUCAGUAUAGCAAUCUCAGUAUAAAAGAAAACUGAUGUGGAUGAUCUCUAUAAAUAGGGGUAUUUGUUUUCAUCUGUCAGUCCAGGUUAAGUGUUUAUAUCUAUUGUGUAGCAGUGGAGGAUCUCACCACUUUCUACUAGCAGUCCCUUUAACAGAGGUUUCACAGAGCCUUACUGUUCGUUAUGAUGGUAUUCUGUUUGAACCAUAAAACCUCAUUGUUACAGCAGUGAGUGCAUAUAUACAUGCACAUUCAAUACUUAUAAGUCAACAUUCAAAGUCACAUGUAAGUGACCUCAUAUCGCAGUCAUCCACAUUUACAUGACCAGUUGUACUAUUAAAAACUUGCAAAACCAUGCAGUAUAUGGGACUCAGAGGUUACAGUGUGAUGUACACUGGCUAUCUCUUGAUCCUUGCUAUUACACUUACAGUUCUUAAUACGUAUAUGAGCUCCACAUCAAAAGAUACAAUACAUACAAUAUCUCAGUACAAUACAUGUGUGUGUAAAUGCACUCAUGAAGUCACAUGGAGCAGUUUUGCUGUUUGCUGUAUGCCUAUUUUUUAGAGACAAACCUCGAAAACACUGAAGACAUUUCUCAGAAACAACCUGUGGUGUCAGUAACUCAUCUUCUGUGUGAGGUAUUUCAGUGUUUAUAGUGCUUUGCUGUAAGCUUUUAUCGUGACACUGUUUCACGCAGUACUUUCUACACUAGAAAGUAAUUAACUGUAGACAUGUACCAUUUUGAGUCACGGUUUGUCUCACUCAAGCUUACUGUAUGAGAUCUAUAUGUUAACUGUGAUACUUUGAGACUUAGACCACAGCUCAGCUUGUGUUGUACCAGCACAUAAGCCUGUCUUAAUCAGUAGGGCUGGACGAUACCACCUAGAAUCUGUGUUAUGAUAUAUUGUCACAUUCACAGAGAGUACAAUGAAUGUAGAUGAUGUAUUGCUUUUUGUUGCAUAUACAGUAUACAGUACAUACAAACACCAGUGGGUGCUGUAACUAUGUACUUUAAGAGUUUCAUUCAUUAUUUAUGUUUCAUCCAUUUUUAUAGUUAUUAAAAGGAAUAGUUUGGUUUUGGGGAUUGCGCUCACUUGCUUUGUUGAGCUGUAUGGGAAGAUUGAUGUGAAGCUGGAGCCAGCAGACUAUUAGCUUAGGUUAGCAUACAAACUAAGCAGGGGGAAACAGCUAGCCUGACUCUGUCUGAAGUUUAAAAAAAGCCAGAAAGCUGACUAAUUAACAACAAGUUGUGGUGUUAUCGUGAGUUUCCUCCUGGGACUAGCCUAUUUCUUGGAUAGGCCAGUGACUUUUCGAGUCUUCACUGUUUUCCUAGCAACCUCACAGUUUCAACAAGAUUCCGGUAAAAGCACAACUUGUUUUUAAUUUUCGUUUUGUCUACAGAUUAACCAAAAACAGCUAAUGUGUUAAAAAAGUAAAAGUCAGAAAUGCUUGGACAGAGCUAUGCCAAUCAAUCAUCUGCUGGCUCCGGCUUCAAAUUUAGUUUACAGACAUGAGUGGUGUAAGUGUAUUUUAUAAAAUGUAACAUUUUUGGUUUAUCAUCCAGCCCUAUUAAUCAGUGUGUAAAAGAGUGCAAUGGCAAAAUACCCAAAUGCAAACUUGCACUUUUGUUUAGAAAGUAGUUUAAAGAGAUAGUCCGGAUUUUUUUAAGUGGGGUUGUGUGAGGCCCUAAUACAUAGUCAGUUUAUAACCUGCAGUAGAUUUGGGCCCACCUAAAAGAAUCAUUAUCAGUUUAAGUGUGUGCUAUAUUUACAAUAUUUUAACAGCUUUACCUUGCCAUAAUAGAGCCCUUUCCUUUGGCACUACAUUUUCUCAACCAUAAAACUUCUGUAUUCCUACGCCUGUCAUGUACCAUAUUACACAGCAAACAGCUAAUCUGUCGAGUAAGUUUUUUUUUCAUUUUCAAGUAGCUAAAAUAUGAUUUGAUGCUGCCCCCAUUCACAGCAGUACAUUGCUUUACCCCCGAGCUGCUACUUCUGCCAAAUCUACUAUGGCUCUCAUAGAACCCCACUUCAAAAAAUCUAACUAUUCCUUUAAAGUUGCCUUGAAAACAAAAUAAACGUCAACUGUGUCUUAUCUAAAAAAUCUUCCCAUGUACUACCAUCUCAAUGUUACAAAAAAUAGUAGCUUUAUUUCAAUGUUGCAACAGUCCUUUUCUCUUUUGCUGUAGGCAAAACUUUGUACUGUACUUCAAUGUUGACACUGCCACAUUACGACUUUAGGAGCUGUUAAAAAAAAAAGCCUUUUUUUCCUAAUCUUGCUGUUUUCACUUUCACCUGAGCUUCCACACCUGUGUUAAUGUCUUAUGUGUGCGCAAAGAUGAAGUGUGGAGUCUAAAAAACGUGACAAAUUGGUGAGUGUUUGUUUUUUUUGUGGCUAUGAACGGUUAUAUUUUAAUAAAAACCAAAAUGU
Scomber scombrus (Atlantic mackerel) is the source of this 5650-nucleotide messenger RNA. Its product is annotated as solute carrier family 41 member 1-like. Gene Ontology annotation, biological process: monoatomic cation transport. The record is from RefSeq and is a predicted model, not a curated record. Gene Ontology annotation, molecular function: monoatomic cation transmembrane transporter activity. Bases 181 to 1647 code for a protein of 488 amino acids. NCBI's taxonomy places the organism in Eukaryota, Metazoa, Chordata, Actinopteri, Scombriformes, Scombridae. Gene Ontology annotation, cellular component: plasma membrane. The transcript has 11 exons.